AUCAGAAUAUACCACUGACUCCCACUCCUAUAAAUGCCGACAUUGGGAAAUACGACUGCCAAAUCCUCACCUCUCUUCUUAUCCCCAAAAUAUUGAUAUAAACACCGAUUUCUCAGAAGAUUUGAUCUAUUUUGUUUGUUAAUUUGAGACCAAAAUCACUAAUUUCGCUGCUGAUCUGAACGAAAAUGGCCGGAGUGGACUAUCUAGCUGAUGAGAGGAACAAGGCGGAGUUCGAUGUGGACUCCAUGAAAAUUGUGUGGGCUGGUUCUCGUCACACUUUCGAAGUUGCCGAUCGAAUUUCCAAGCUUGUGGCGAAUGAUCCGGCAUUUCGGAAGGACAACAGGCCUAUGCUGGCAAGAAAGGAAUUGUUUAAAAAUACACUUAGGAAGGCAGCUUAUGCAUGGAAGCUUAUUACUGAACUUCGCCUAUCAGAAGAAGAAGCAUCUAAGCUAAGGUUUUUCGUGGAUGAACCAGCGUAUACUGAUCUUCAUUGGGGAAUGUUUGUACCAGCUUUAAAAGGGCAAUGCACUGAUGAACAGCAGAGCAAGUGGCUGCCAUUGGCUUAUAAGAUGCAAAUAAUUGGCUGCUAUGCCCAAACUGAACUUGGUCAUGGCUCCAAUGUGCAAGGCCUUGAAACUACUGCUACGUUUGAUCCUCAAACUGAUGAAUUUGUGAUCCAUAGUCCUACAUUGACUUCAAGUAAAUGGUGGCCUGGAGGGCUGGGCAAAGUAUCUACACAUGCUGUAGUAUAUGCUCGUCUCAUUACAGAUGGUAAAGAUCACGGUGUUCACGGUUUUAUUGUCCAACUACGGAGCAUGGAAGAUCAUAAACCACUUCCAGGAAUCACCGUUGGUGAUAUCGGAAUGAAAUUUGGAAAUGGAGCUUACAAUACCAUGGACAAUGGUGUGCUGACAUUCGAUCAUGUUCGUAUUCCGAGAGAUCAGAUGAUGAUGAGGGUAUCACAGGUGACUAGAGAAGGAAAAUAUAAGCAAUCCGAUGUACCACGGCAGUUAGUUUAUGGGACUAUGGUAUAUGUUCGCCAGCAGAUUGUGGCAGAUGCUUCUUGUGCUUUAUCAAAAGCUGUUUGUAUUGCUACUAGGUAUAGUGCGGUCCGUAGACAGUUUGGAUCACAGAAUGGUGGUCCCGAAACUCAGGUGAUUGACUACAAAACUCAGCAAAACAGACUAUUUCCUCUCCUGGCUUCUGCUUAUGCCUUUAGAUUUGUUGGUGAAUGGCUCAAAUGGCUGUACACGGAUGUCACUCAAAGACUUGCAGUCAAUGAUUUUUCAACAUUGCCUGAGGCUCAUGCAUGCACUGCAGGAUUGAAGUCCUUGACUACUACUGCCACUGCUGAUGGAAUUGAAGAAUGUCGGAAGUUAUGUGGAGGCCAUGGUUACCUCUGUACCAGUGGGCUUCCCGAGUUAUUUGCAGUUUAUGUUCCAGCUUGUACAUAUGAAGGAGACAAUAUUGUUUUACUUCUACAGGUUGCUAGGUUUCUCAUGAAGACUGUAUCCCAAAUUGGAAGUGGCAAACAGCCAGUUGGGACUAUUGCUUAUAUGGGAAGGGUUGAACAUCUAUUAAAAUCCCGCUGCAGUGUCCAAAGAGCUGAGGAUUGGUUAAAUCCUAGUCAAGUGUUGGAAGCUUUUGAGGCAAGAGCUGCUAGAAUGUCUGUCUCCUGCGCUCAAAAUCUAAGCAAGUUUUCCAAUCCUGAAGAAGGGUUUGCUGAGCUAUCAGCUGAUUUAGUUGAGGCAGCAGUGGCUCACUGCCAAUUAAUUGUUGUCUCCAAAUUUCUUGACAAACUGCAACAAGAUAUCCCUGGUAAGGGGGUGAAGCAACUAUUACAAGCAGUAUGCGGCAUAUACUACCUCUCCCUGCUCCACAAGCACCAAGGCGAAUUCCUCGCCACCAGCUACAUCACCCCUAAGCAGGCGGCACUUGCUAGUGAUCAGCUCAGGGCAUUGUAUUCCAAGGUUCGUCCAAACGCCAUUGCUCUGGUUGAUGCAUUCAAUUACACAGACCACUUCCUAGGUUCUAUUCUGGGCUGCUACGAUGGAAACGUUUAUCCUAAACUGUACGAAGCUGCAAAGAAGGAUCCUUUGAAUGAUACAGUUGUACCUGAUGGCUACCAUGAGUACUUGAAGCCAUUGCUCAAGCAACAACUCCAUAGCGCUAAGCUGUAGAAAAUCUAUGGUCGAUAAAUUUGGAAUAAGAGCGUUGAACAAUGGCUACCAAUAAUUUAACAAUGUUUUAUUAGUCUAUGAAUUUGCAUAUGUAUUAUUGUUAACCCGAUUGUGUAUGACAGAAUCUUCUCUAGCUAUUGUGCAACUUAGCAGAAAAACUUUCUGGGUGAAAUGUAGUAUCGUUUGUCUUAA
Salvia hispanica is the source of this 2372-nucleotide messenger RNA. Its product is annotated as peroxisomal acyl-coenzyme A oxidase 1-like. Lineage: Eukaryota; Viridiplantae; Streptophyta; Magnoliopsida; Lamiales; Lamiaceae. The record is from RefSeq and is a predicted model, not a curated record. Gene Ontology annotation, cellular component: peroxisome. Gene Ontology annotation, biological process: lipid homeostasis; fatty acid beta-oxidation using acyl-CoA oxidase; long-chain fatty acid metabolic process. Gene Ontology annotation, molecular function: acyl-CoA oxidase activity; FAD binding; fatty acid binding.